Fusarium odoratissimum NRRL 54006 is the source of this 882-nucleotide messenger RNA. RefSeq lists its product as uncharacterized. The transcript has a single exon. NCBI's taxonomy places the organism in Eukaryota, Fungi, Ascomycota, Sordariomycetes, Hypocreales, Nectriaceae. The record is from RefSeq and is a predicted model, not a curated record. Bases 82 to 720 code for a protein of 212 amino acids.
CAAAAAAGGAUUAAUCCCUCCCGCAAUUCAAUCUGUAAUGCAUCCAAAUUCAUUCUCUCAUUGCAUGAAUCAAUCGCCAAAAUGACUGCCAAACCCUACCCCUCAUACGAGUCCUGGUGGUACUCAGACUCUGCUCGAUAUGAGUACCUCAAGAGCGACCUCUUCUGGACACUGGCCAUCCUCAUCAUAGCCAAUAGCUGGUGGUCAGCUAAGCAGGUCGAUUCAUUCCCAAAUGAAGACGACAACGAAAACGAUACUGCCGCCGUAAUCAAACCCAGUCCUGCAACCCAACCGCGACGCCCUGGCUUCUGGCUCAAGGACCGCAUCACAUCACGCCUCCACCAAUACCUCGCGCUCUUGGUGUGCACUUCUGCGUUCCCUGUCCAACUCCUCCACGGUUCCUGGGUCCUGAAAUCCGCGUGGCGAAUCUCUUGGGGAGUAUUUAAACGAACAUAUCCAGGUUCCCUCAGACCACGUCUUCUGGGCAUCGCCCUCUACUCUCCUGUUGCUACCUUCGCAUUGCUGGUCUGGGCUGCUGUCGUGGGUGCUGGCGUCUUCAUCAUCGCGACACAGAUUCUUCUUUGGAGCAAGGUCUGGGGGAUGGAUCCUAAUGCAUCACCCCAUCUUCCUUCUCCCAAGGAUGUUAAGAGGAAAAUCGAUGGUGAUGGAGACUGGGAUGAUAUCAAGGAGGAUGAACAGGAAGGAGUUAAGAAAGAUUAGUUUAUGUUAUACACUCUAUCUCAUUAAGAUAGUCAUCCUAAGCUUUCUCUUGCUCCUCACCUGGCGUCUGUACGAGGUGGGGCGUGAUAAGGAAGAAGCCAACCAGAUUGACGAUGAACCCAAAGGCCUCUUACCUCAUCUCUUUACAUGAAUGGCUCCCGC